Haemorhous mexicanus (house finch) is the source of this 1951-nucleotide messenger RNA. RefSeq names its product gasdermin-A3-like. Gene Ontology annotation, molecular function: phosphatidylinositol-4-phosphate binding; phosphatidylinositol-4,5-bisphosphate binding; phosphatidylserine binding. The transcript is spliced from 11 exons. NCBI's taxonomy places the organism in Eukaryota, Metazoa, Chordata, Aves, Passeriformes, Fringillidae. Bases 301 to 1683 code for a protein of 460 amino acids. The record is from RefSeq and is a predicted model, not a curated record. Gene Ontology annotation, biological process: pyroptotic inflammatory response; defense response to bacterium.
CACGGGUAGUGAGGAUGUAAAAUUGCUGAAGUGACCUCACAGCUGGGAACAGCUCCUGAUAAACCACUGGGUACAGCCAGGGGUCUUCCAGCACGGAUCAGGUCUAACACUGCUCCUGCCCAGGUGCUGCUUCAGGGAGCCCUGUUAGCAAGAAGGGAAGCCAGAGAUUUUCUCCCCAGUCCUGCUGCUCUACAGAGGCCACAUCACCUCAGCAGCCCCACGGUCUGCUCUGCAUGCCCAUCCCCCCAGAAACAGGCACAAAUCCCCUCAGCUUUGCUUCAAAACCUCAGCCACAGCAGAAUGUUUAAAAAACUCACCAAAUUCAUUGUAAAUCAAAUGGAUCCAAGCAAAGAACUGGUCCCUGUCGAGAGCAUUGCAGACAAUGAGCACUUCAGGCCUCUCUAUCUACUGAAGAAAAAAAGCAAACCAAAAACCGUAUUUCACCGAGCUCCCUACUACCAGCAGACAGGCUUCACACUGGAUGAUGUGCUGCUGCCUGGAGAAGAUGGUAAAAGCAAAGAGACCCUCCAUCAAGAAUCCAGCCAAUUUACUCUCACAAAAGUCAGCGCUGAUCAAGCUGAUGGAGGUCUCAGCAUUUCUUUUGACCCUGCAAAUGUAGAGCUGAAAGGAGGUGCCUCCUUGUCCAAAGAGUUUUCCAUUACGCCACAGAAGAAGAGCAUAUCACUGCAAUCACUGGAGGCACUGAGAAGAGAAAGAGAAAUCAACAUGGAUCAUUCCUUCAUCCGACAGCUCCGGAGAACAGACAUCAAGCUGUACGUGGUCACUGAAAUCCUCGAGGCCUCAGAGGAGGCUGUCUACAAGGAAUCCACCAAGGCAGACAGGGGGUUCAAGGCCAAAUUUUAUGCCACUCUAUGUGCAAAGAGCAACACGGAGGACAAAAAAAGCAUAGUCAUACCCAAGGGCUGCACGCUGGCCUUCAGGACCAUCCCACUACACAUUAGGGAUGGAGCAUGGGAUCUGGAUUAUUUCCCAGCAGAAGCUGUGAGAAAGCAAGCUUAUGUAGCUGAUGGUCCCUCAGCAGGAAAAUUAGGACAAGUGAUGACAGAAGUUCAAUAUUCCUGCCGAAUUUUCUCUGAGUUGUCUCCUGACCUGCUGCUCAUCAUGUUAAACACCAUCAAAGCUGUGAUGAGAGACAAGAACCUCCUUCAAGAGCUCAGCCAGAAAAUGGAAGAGGUUCCUGAGCAAAAUGAUGGUUAUGAGCUGAAUACUGAGAGCCCAGACUUAAAAGACCUGUUCAACAUCUUACAGCAUUCCCCAAGAGAUCGUCUCCUUCAGCUGGCAGAAGGAAUCACCUACGUCCUGGAUGCUUUGCAUGAGUUAACAGAGGAUCAGCUGGAGCUGCUGCUGGAAUCCUUGGAAAGGAAGAUUGUGUCCCAACAGCUGAACCUGGUUGCAAAUCUCCUGGAACAUGACCUGGAUAAGGGGAAGGAGACUUUCCUUGUGGAUGCUAGGCUUCUCUCCUUCCAACACAAGGAGGAAGAGAUGUUAACCAUUGCCCUGGUGGAGCUGAGUGGAGUGCAGCUCCAGGAAGAUGGAUCAGCUGUCCCAAGGGAUAAACCCUUUGAGGCCAUGGCAGCCUUGUUUGUAGCCCUGUACGCCCUUAACUUCCUGAAUGGGAUGUACCUGGCCCUGCCCAGGGAACUCCUCUGCAAAGUUGUGUGAAAUCUCUGCUGACAAGACAAUUUUCUCUCCCAAUAUCAUCCUUGUUAAUAAUCAAGGAUGAUUUGGCUGGCAAAAGCAAAUUGUAGGCAGGAAAAUUCAUUAUGGGUACUAAAGGUUGAAUAUCAAAGUGGGCUUGUUUUAUUGACACCGCCCUGGUCCCACCAGCACUGCCAUCAUCCCUGAGAUGUUCAAUGGACACAUGGAGCACUUUAGAGCAAGCAUAGUCUCAUUAUCACUCUAUAAAUAAAGAGGAUGUUUUGAUACACAA